UCGGCGGCGACGUGACCUUCCUUUUCCGGCUGGGCCGUGGCCGAGGGAGAGGGAAGCUUGAGGCGCUCCGCCGCCCGUCGCGAGCGGUGCCACCAUGGCUUGUACUCGUCCAUUAGUAUCGGUAUACUCUGAAAAGGGUGAGGUAUCGGGUAAAAAUGUCACCAUGCCAGCUGUGUUCAAGGCUCCUAUUCGUCCAGAUAUUGUGAACUUCGUUCAUACCAAUUUGCGGAAGAACAAUAGGCAGCCCUAUGCUGUCAGUGAACUUGCAGGGCAUCAGACCAGUGCUGAAUCUUGGGGCACUGGAAGAGCAGUUGCUCGUAUCCCAAGGGUUCGUGGUGGUGGAACUCAUCGAUCAGGCCAGGGUGCUUUCGGCAAUAUGUGUCGUGGAGGUCGCAUGUUUGCCCCAACCAAGACUUGGCGUCGCUGGCAUCGUCGAGUAAAUGUAACCCAGAAACGCUAUGCCAUCUGCUCAGCUCUGGCAGCCUCAGCCCUUCCAGCACUGGUUAUGUCUAAAGGUCACCGCAUUGAGGAGAUUCCAGAACUUCCUCUAGUUGUUGAAGACAAAGUUGAGGGCUAUAAGAAGACAAAGGAAGCUGUUUUACUUCUUAAGAAGCUGAAAGCCUGGAAUGAUAUUAAAAAGGUCUAUGCCUCUCAGCGUAUGCGUGCAAGCAAAGGUAAAAUGAGGAAUCGCCGCCGUAUCCAGCGCAGGGGGCCCUGCAUAAUCUACAAUGAGGACAACGGCAUCAUUAAAGCUUUCAGGAAUAUUCCAGGAAUUACUCUUCUCGAUGUCAACAAGUUGAACCUUUUGAGACUUGCUCCUGGUGGCCAUGUUGGACGCUUCUGCAUUUGGACUGAAAGUGCUUUCCACAAGUUGGAUGACUUGUAUGGCACUUGGCGUAAACCAGCCACUCUGAAAAGUGACUACAACCUACCAAUGCACAAGAUGACUAAUACAGAUCUUGGAAGAAUCCUGAAAAGUCAAGAAAUCCAGAAAGCCCUGCGUCCACCAAAGAAGAAGAUUCAUCGCAGAGUUCUUAAGAAGAAUCCACUGAAGAAUUUGAGAGUUAUGAUUAAACUGAAUCCAUAUGCCAAGACUAUGAGACGCAACACCAUUCUGCGUCAUGCUAAAAAUCACAAGCUCAGAGAAGAGAAAGCAGCAAAGGGGAAAGCAAAGGUUCAGGCUGCAGCUGCAAAGACUGAAAGUACAGCAUAAACAUGGCAGGUUUUUGCAUUUUGCCUGUUUCAGUACUGAAAAGGGCUGUACCGUGAAUUACAGUUAAUAAAAAUCUAAAGAUCUAUUUACA
Molecule: messenger RNA, 1304 nt
Organism: Pogona vitticeps (central bearded dragon)
Lineage: Eukaryota; Metazoa; Chordata; Lepidosauria; Squamata; Agamidae
Gene: RPL4
Product: ribosomal protein L4
Biological process (GO): translation
Cellular component (GO): ribosome
Molecular function (GO): structural constituent of ribosome
Source: RefSeq, a predicted model, not a curated record